AUGUUCAAUAAAAGUAUGGUAUCCCUAGUAUCAAGGGGAAAGCUGAGCGCAGUUGCUAUUGGCUGUGGCGCGAAAGGCGGGGCGCCGGCUCCUCCUAACAGACUCCUAGAUCAAGAAGAGAUGACAUCUCCUAUAAGUAGGCGAAAAAAGUCAUUCACACCUUUGGUGCGCGCUAACAUGACAAAUGCUGCGAUCAGCGGCGAGCCACAAAGGCGGGCGGCGCGCAACCGCCGCGGGGCGCCGCCGGGCCUAAAUAUUAAUUAUCCA
Molecule: messenger RNA, 267 nt
Organism: Brenthis ino (lesser marbled fritillary)
Lineage: Eukaryota; Metazoa; Arthropoda; Insecta; Lepidoptera; Nymphalidae
Source: the annotation of a GenBank genome assembly